AUGCCUUUAUGUGAAGAUAACAAUAAAGCUUUCACAUCAACAAGUUCUGGUUCACAACUAAAAAAAAUUAAAAAAGAUGGUUCUAGCUUUAAUGAAAAAGAACUUUCUCAUUUUGAAGUUGAAUUUUCUGAAUCCAAAUUGCAUGAUAUGAUAAAUCUUGCAUCAAUAAAUAGUUAUAUUAAAGUUGAAGAGAAAAUAGAUAAAA
This is a messenger RNA of Cetraspora pellucida, 205 nucleotides long. Lineage: Eukaryota; Fungi; Glomeromycota; Glomeromycetes; Diversisporales; Gigasporaceae. The record is from the annotation of a GenBank genome assembly.